Molecule: messenger RNA, 2462 nt
Organism: Tripterygium wilfordii
Lineage: Eukaryota; Viridiplantae; Streptophyta; Magnoliopsida; Celastrales; Celastraceae
Product: probable serine/threonine-protein kinase PBL25
Exons: 4
Coding region: 390-2354 (654 amino acids)
Biological process (GO): protein phosphorylation
Molecular function (GO): ATP binding; protein kinase activity
Source: RefSeq, a predicted model, not a curated record
ACACCACGUCAUGAGAGCAACGGUGUAACAAAUAAAAUAAUUUAAAAUAAAUUACAUACUACUGCCUAAAAAGAGGAAGAGAAAGAAAAACCAAAACCUUAAAGUGAAAGAGUGGCCGCUCAAUUCUCCUUAAUUGUCUCGGAGAAAGUUGCUCAUUUCCAUUACCUCACACAAGAAAUGGGGUUUCUCUGUUAAUCCCUUGUUUAAUUGCUUGCCAAAGAACAUUCAUUAGUUCCUUCUUCCCCUCCUGCGGGGUCCUUCAAUUCAGUUUGAGGGACCCACAAACCGGCAUUUCUCCUAGUUUUCUAUUCUCUAUCAUCCAUCAUGUCUUAAAUCUUUAUCCCCAAGCGCUCGAUCUCAACCUACAACAUUAAUCCUCCUCCUCUUACAUGGUUCAUUGUUGUCGGAAAAUGAACUGCUUCCCCUGUUUUCGAUCAAAGAAAAACAAGAAAUCGCAGCACGAGAGUUCUGUCAGAGAAGCAGUUGAAGCAAAAGUAAUGGAGAACACGAGACCGAGACCAGGAGGUGAAAAAGGAGAGGCAGCUGCUCAUGCUAACAAUGGAAAUGGUCAGGGGCAAACAUUCACUUUUCGCGAGCUUGCCACUGCAACUAAGAACUUUCGUCAGGAGUGUCUGAUCGGUGAAGGAGGAUUCGGAAGAGUCUACAAGGGAACCCUUCAAUCGAGUGGCCAGGUGGUAGCUGUGAAGCAGCUUGACAGGAAUGGACUGCAAGGAAACAAGGAGUUUCUUGUUGAGGUCUUGACACUGAGUCUUCUGCACCAUCCGAAUCUGGUCAAUCUCAUUGGCUACUGCGCUGACGGAGACCAAAGGCUUUUGGUAUAUGAAUUCAUGUACGGGGGCUCUGUGGAAGAUCAAUUACUUGGUAGUCUUCUUUGUUUCAAUAUACUAAUUCGUAUAUUCCCAUGGGUUACGACUGCAAUUCUGUUGCAUUUAGAAUAUGAAAACAAUUCAAUCUUACCUGCAGACCUGAAGCCAGAACAAAAGGGACUAGAUUGGUAUACAAGAAUCAAAAUUGCAUAUGGUGCUGCUCAAGGUCUGGAGUACUUACAUGAUAAGGCCAAUCCCCCAGUUAUAUACCGUGAUCUGAAGUCCUCGAACAUCUUGUUGGACGAACAUAUGAAGCCAAAGCUCUCCGAUUUUGGCCUCGCCAAGCUCAGUCUUGGUCCUGCAGGGGAUAAAAUCCAUGUAUCGUCAAGGGUGAUGGGUACCUAUGGAUAUUGUUCUCCAGAAUAUGCAAGAUCAGGCCAUCUCACUUUGAAAUCUGACGUAUACAGUUUCGGAGUAGUUUUACUAGAGCUCAUCACUGGACGAAGAGCUGUCGACACCACAAAACCUGUUGAUGAGCAAAAUCUUGUUUCUUGGGCACAACCGUUGUUCAGGGACCCAAAAAGGUUUCCUGAUAUGGCAGAUCCACUGCUUCAAAACCGAUUUCCCGAGAGAGGAUUGAAUCAAGCAGUUGCAAUAGCAGCUAUGUGUUUGCAAGAAGAACCAGGAGCUCGUCCCUUGAUGAGUGAUGUCGUUACAGCUUUGAGUUUCCUUUCAAUGCCUACAGAUGAAGAUAUUCCUUCUCACGUUCCUCUUGCAUCCUCAAUUCGUAAAGUUACAAGUCAAGUCAUAAAUAAUUACGAAUAUGAAAAUACUUCACUGCAUGGAGGAGAAAACAGCAAAAAACAACUUUAUGAUGACACUUCAGAUGACAAAAGCUCACACCAUCAGAAAAAUGCAGAGCUCCCCAAAAAAAGCUCUUCAAGAUCAAGCCGGAGUAGCAGCAAGAGAUCAGGUUCUUCGGUCACUCAAAAAAGCAGUAGUAAGAGAUCAGAGGAAGGAAGUGUUUCUUCAAGUGUCAGAAGUGGAGAAAGAUUGAGCAGCAAGAAAUUGGGAUCCAAAACAAGCCGCAAAAGCAGCAGCAGAAGUAGCCGCAGUAGGGCAUCAGAUGAUGGAAGUGUUUCAUCAAACGACAAAUUUGAUGAAGAAUGCGAGAAAUCACUUUUUUCAUUGAGCCAUGAAAGUAGCAAAGAAACUCAGGAUGAUAGUAUCUCUUCAAAUCACAGGAGCAGCAGAAAUUCGCUUUCUUCAACAAGCCGAAAGAGUAGCAGAAAUGCCUCUUUAAGGAAAAAUAAUAGCAAGGGUUCAUGGAAUGGAAGCAGUUCUUCAAGUUCCAAGAGCAGCAGAAGAUCCAACAUCCACCUUGAUCAAAGAAGCAACCAGGGAUCAGAUGAUGGAAGCACUUCUUUAGGUCUUUUCAGUAACGAAGAAAUACAAAACAACACUAAUGAUUUUGACCAUCGCAGCAGCAACAGCAGCAUGAGAUCGCAAGAUGGACAUGCUUUCUAAUCAUAAGGAAAUUACUAUCUUAUCAGGUCAUCAAGUAAAUUGUUCAAACAGUAUUCUAUACUGGGUCAUCAUAUUUAUAAUACAUACGAUGCAUUCUCUUCUCUUAAC